Molecule: messenger RNA, 1423 nt
Organism: Theobroma umbraticum
Lineage: Eukaryota; Viridiplantae; Streptophyta; Magnoliopsida; Malvales; Malvaceae
Product: aldose 1-epimerase family protein
Biological process (GO): carbohydrate metabolic process
Cellular component (GO): cytoplasm
Molecular function (GO): carbohydrate binding; glucose-6-phosphate 1-epimerase activity
Source: RefSeq, a predicted model, not a curated record
CAAAAGGUCCCAUCUCGUUCUCUCUUUCUGCCUCUCACUCUUUUACACAUAUAAAUGUAAUAUUGCAAUGUAAUGCCUUCCAUAUGCAAUAUCUUGCUUGCCUAUAUCAUAGACUUUUCACGAACUCGGAGUUGGUGAAAGUUGUCGUUCUUCAUACUCGAAACCGAUAAUACUAACAAAAUCUUCCAUCUUUUUUCUAUUCAUUAUAUUGCUAUAUCCUCAGUAAUUGUAAACCUGGAGUGGAGGAAGGGGAAAGUGAAUCCAUUUGUGAGUAGCAUAAAGGCCAGGUUAAGGCCAAAAGCGAUGCCACCGAAUAUAGUUCGUGAUGCUGAUGGAUUGCCCAGAAUCAUACUCACUGAGCCAACUGGUUCAUCUGCUGAGGUGCUACUGUAUGGUGGGCAAGUUGUUUCUUGGAAGAAUGAACGAAGGGAAGAACUGCUUUUUAUGAGCAGCAAGGCAAGUUGGAAGCCGCCUAAGGCCAUCAGGGGAGGUAUACCAGUCUGCUUUCCACAGUUUGGAAAUCUUGGUUCACUGGAGCAACAUGGAUUUGCCAGGAACAGAAUGUGGUUACUGGACAGUGACCCUUCACCUUUGCCUCCAGCUAACAACCAGUCAUCAGUGGAUCUAGUAUUGAAGUCUACAGAAGAGGAUCUAAAGAUCUGGUCACGCAGCUUCGAAUUGCGUCUUCGUGUAACUCUCAGUGCUGGAAAGCUAACUUUGAUCCCUCGUGUGAGGAAUACAGACCACAAGGCCUUCUCUUUCAUGUUUGCACUCUGCAACUACCUAUCUGUAUCAGACAUCAGUGAAGUGCGUGUGGAGGGCUUGGAGACGCUUGAUUACUUUGACAAUUGGAUUAACAGAGAAAGGUUCACAGAACAAGCAGAUGCAAUUACUUUUGAUGGCGAGUUUGAAAGGGUAUAUUUGAGCACCCCAACAAAGAUUGCCAUCAUAGACCAUGAGAAGAAGAGAACAUUCGAAUUGUGGAAGGAUGGGAUGCCAGAUGCAGUUGUAUGGAAUCCAUGGGACAAAAAGGCUAAAGCUCUCCCGGAUUUAGGGGAUGAGGAUUACCAAUCCAUGUUGUGUGUAGAUUCUGCUGCUAUUGAAACUCCAAUCAUCUUGAAACCAUUUGAAGAAUGGAAGGGCCGGCAAGAGAUCUCCACAGUGUCCUCGAGUUAUUGCAGUGGACAGUUGGAUCCUCGAAGGGUUCUUUAUGGUUUUCACUGACCUCAGAUUUGGAGUAAAUGGAGGUUUUCUCAUAAUUCAAAUAGUUAAGUCUUAUUUGCUGUAUAAUAUAUGUGCACUUGUUUGUGUAUUAUCCUUUUGUUGCCUAGAAUCCUAAAGAAUGACUAAUCCAGCUGAACGAAAUAGUUGACAAUAUAGCAGUGGUCACGUUGUCAGAGAGGAAUAUAUAUCUUUUUAUGUU